CAUGCAUGCUUUCCAUUUUUUUGUCAAGCCCAUGAAUCACUCUUAACUUUAUCUAUAUAGCAUCAGCAUUUGGCUGUUUUUAUAUGCUUUGUUAUCUAGGGCUUUUGGAGAGUGAGAGUGGGUUUUAGUGAAAUUGAACUGGUUUUUUUUUUUUUUUUUUUGGGUUUGGUGCUGAGCUCAAAAUGGCUUCUACUUCUUCUUCUCAGAAAGAGCAAGAAGAUGAGCUCAAAGAGGCGGGAAAUUCACUUCUUAGGCCACCUUCCUCGGUUGAUGAACUCCUGAACCUAUUAGAUAAAGUAGAGAGCCUCUUAUCCAUGGUAUGGCAAGCACCCUCCAAAUCAAUGCUAGAUGCACUUCUACCCUCAAUGAAUGCACUGAUCGCUGAUCAACUAUUGAGGCACUCUGAUAUAGAUGUGAAAGUUUCGGUAGUAUCUUGCAUUACUGAGAUUACAAGAAUAACUGCACCGCAAGAACCUUACAAUGAUGAAAAAAUGAAGGAAAUUUUCCAGUUGACAGUAAUGGCAUUUGAGAAACUGUCGUAUGUGCCUGGUCGCUGCCAUUCCAAGGCCCUACAGAUUCUUGAGACUUUUGCAAAAGUCAGGUCAUGCUUGUCGAUGCUGGAUCUAGAGUGUGAUGCAUUAGUUGUUGAGAUGUUUCAACAAUUUUUAAGAAUCAUUCGGUCCAAUCACCCUCAUGCGGUAUUCACAGACAUGGAAACAAUCAUGACAAUGGUCAUAGAAGAAAGUGAAGAAGUCUCAUUUGAUCUUUUGCAUCCUCUCCUAUCUAGUGUCAAAAAGGAAAAUCAGAAUGUUUCACCUCUUUCGUGGAAGUUGGGAGAGAGAGUCUUAGAAAACUGUGCUGCUAAACUCAAACUUUAUCUCCCAGACGCAGUGAAAUCCAUGAGCUUGGACGUAAAUGAAUAUGCUCAAAUAGUAGCUUCAAUAUGCCAGGAUGCGCCUGGAAGAGAACAUAUGGCUGAUAAAGAGGUUCCACCAAAUGCUGAUUCUCUUCCAGAAAUUUGUCCAUCCAAUUCAGCAAUGGGUGAUGGCCCCUCUGAAACAAGGAAUAAUGAUGCCAUGGAUGAUGAUAUUGCUUCGAAGACAUUAGAACGGUGUCAUCAGACUAAGCAGCACAAAAGAACUGAUGCAAGAAAGGAUUUCCAACCUGAAACUUUUGAUGCCACAAAAGCAGUGCAACCAGAAACAGAGGCAGCAGUUCCAAAGAAAAGGGGUAGAAAACCCAAUUCUCUGAUAAAACCAGAGGAGGGAUAUAAUCAUUCUUGGAUUAGUGGGGGCAACCGAUCUCUUGAAGUGUCUUGUCACACGAAUCAUCUGGAGAAGAAAGUUGGUAGUUCAGCAAAAAGUCCAGUUUCCAAGGAGUUGGCUUUGCCAUCAGACCCAGAAAAGGAGACAAAGACUUGUGUUAUUCCACCAAAAACAUCACUUGGUGAAAGCAUGAGUGCUUCCCUAUCUCAAAACCAUAGUACUCCCGAUGGUAGCCAUCGCAGAAGGGGUCGGCCAAAGAAGAAAGAGAACAUGGUAAGUCAGGAUGUUGGUCUGGAUAUGCCAUCAGUUCCAGUGCAAGACUUGGUGAGAACUCGUGGUAAGGGGAAAGCUUCAUGGUCUGCAGAUGUUGGUUUGGGAAAGGAAUCUGGAAACACAAGAGAUUUAAUAGCAAAACCCAGGAACGGCUCAAGGAAAAAUGAACGUGCUGCUAAGACUAAUAUGAAGACAACUCUGUCUCUUAACGAUGCAGUGGUAAAGAGGGAAGAAGGGUUCCUUACUGAUCCAGAAGGGAAAAAAGAGUCCUCAAUUCAUUACCAUAAGAAACAGAGAAAGGGGAAAACUGCUUCUGAGAAGCAUGUUAAGGAAGAAUCUGGAGACAAGAAAAUGGUCUUUCAAUCUGCUACCAAAUUUUUAGACAGAGAUGAAAACCAGUUGGGCGAAACUUCUAAGACCAAAUACAAGAGAAAGCAGAGUCCACGAAAGGAAGAGGAUUCCAAAAUGAGUCAUCUUAUCAAAGACUACGAUGAGGAAUUGGUUGGUUGCAGGAUCAAGGUUUGGUGGCCAUUGGACCGAAAGUUUUACGACGGAGUUAUUUCUUCUUUUGACCCUGUGAAAAAGAAGCACCAGGUUUUAUAUGCUGAUGGUGAGGAAGAAAUCUUGAACCUCAGUAGGGAACGCUGGAAGCUAGUUGAGGAAAUGUCGGAAGACCGAGGCGGCGAUUUGCGAGAUUCUACACGACAGGAACAAGAGACUGAACUUCCAAGACCCGCUGCUUUAUCUGUUAUGAAUCCCAGUUCAUCUGAACUCUCAGCUCAUUAAUGGAUGGAUAGAAGAAAUGCAGGAAUGCUAUUGGAAUUUGAUCCUACGUUAAACACUUGUUAACUUCCUCCAUAUCUGAUUUAUCCUGGUCUAUCGUUGUAUCAUCCUAUAUCCGAUACUCAUUUGGGACAUUGUGUAUUGUUAACCUAAUCGAUUUGUCUUCUUUUUUUCAUCAUCAUGUAUACAUCAUUGUCAUCACGCCUGUUUUUUAUUCUUCUGCUGAUGUAAUAUAUAAUACUGUUGCACAUGCUCUGGUAUGGAAAUAGUCUUAAAAGUGUUGACUUCUGUUGGAUAUGCCCCCGUGCUCAUGGGAAUGUGUGUGUAUGAGGACAGAGGUCACAUUGGACCAAUAUAACUUUGUGAAGCAUAAGCCAUAAUAUGCAUACGAGAUGUAAGAUGAUUUCUACAUUCCCCCUCAAGCUGGACCAUUUAUUCAUCCAUGCCCAGCCCUUCAUGCACAUCCGCACAAUCACAGUUUUCUAUGCUUCCUUACACAGGACUGCUUUGUUUUUUCUUUAAACAAGAUCACUUACAAACACAUUUGAAGCUUCCUUAUGCAUACUUAGCAUUAAUUGAAAGUUAGGUCACCCGCAUUUUAAUUGGAUGUGUUGGUGCAUAGUUGCACUGGUUAUGUGUGAUUUAAAAUACUUAUAAGCUUCCUUUCUCUUUAUCUGAUUACAAGAACCUAGUUCUAUAGUGGAUAUAAUAUUUCCUCUCUAUAGCGAUAAUCCAGGCGGUUUAUUCCCCAAGCCUUUUGAAUAUAAUGGCCUAGAAUACUAACUAUUUCUAGCGUCAAUCUCUUCUUAUUCAUUUGUACCUUAUCAAUUGAUGCUGCUAUCCAUGUACAUUCUGGAUUGUUAAUGGACCCUUUUCUUUUGAUCCUUUUGUUGGUGAAACUUCCACUUCAUAAACAUACUGAUUCAGUCUUGACUUUCGUUAUGCAUGGCACUUAUUAGUGCAGAAUGAGAGUAGCAAUGGAGCGUUAUCAAACAAAUAGAAACACUAGUCAAAAGAAAUACCAUCAGGCAAUUCCUGAAUUGGCAUUAAGUAGCAUAAAGAAAAAAACUGUAUCCAACCUAUACACCGUGACAUGUAAAAUGAACCCACGGGAAUGACAAUGAAUUAUUCUAUGUAUGCCACAGAUAUGAUUUGUGUCAUGGGCUGCUAUUUCGGUUUUCAUUUUCUUGACUGACAUCUAGUGGUUUUUGGUUGUCGUCUGGAGCAGGCCUCGGAAGAAGGCAAAGACAAAAUCAGAUUCCUCAUUAAAGAGGAAAAACAAUGUGUCUUCAUCAAAACGAAUAACUUCUUCUGACAAACUCAAAAGUGAAGCUCCAAGAUCUGGCAGCAAAUCUGCAGAUGGUUCUACACCUGAUGCUCAUUGCAUUGGCAGUAAAAUUGACGAUAACAAAACCGAAACAGGUAACUUGUUAGAUGGUGAUGGUAAAAAAUCUAGCGGCAAACCAAAGACUCAGACACUAGGGACUACCAUGAAGCGUAAGCAUGGCACCUCCCAGCUUAUAAUUAAGUUCAAAAUUGAAACCCCCAAAGUUGAGAGUCAAUCCUGAACUAGCAGAGCGAGAGAGAGAGAUCAUCUCCGUGAAUCAAUAUAUGGAGGAAGGGACCAUGCCAAGUCAGUUGAUGCACAAGCAAAUGAGGAUGGGUCAGCUGAAAAUUUUGCUCUCAUUUUUGACCUGAUCCCUUAGAACAGGGAAGUGUGACUAUUUAAAUGUCAUGUAGUUUCUAACAUCUGUGAGCUUAGGAGACCAUCUUUUUGUAAGCUUGACCUGAACUUUCAGUUGUGUCAAGAAGCUAUGUAUAGUGUAUGUCAAAUGAACGACCGUCUCAUAUUAAAAUUCAUUCAGGGUCUGGGCAUUCUAUUUGCCCAGAUGGAAACUUUGUCUUGGCUAUGGAGUGGUUGUAACUAAUAGAGCAUAUGGUAUAAAGGUUUAUAGAUGUACUUUUGAUGAUUCACCAACACUCUCAUAGUCCAGCUCUCUUUUUUG
Messenger RNA from Ilex paraguariensis (yerba mate), 4327 nucleotides. The record is from the annotation of a GenBank genome assembly. NCBI's taxonomy places the organism in Eukaryota, Viridiplantae, Streptophyta, Magnoliopsida, Aquifoliales, Aquifoliaceae.